AUGCUUUUCCUUUCCCUCAUCAUUGCCCUGGUUGGGCUGGUUGGAAAUGGCAUAGUUCUGUGGUUUCUGGGAUUCCACAUGCGCAGGAAUGCCUUCUCUGUCUACAUCCUCAACCUGGCCGGGGCUGACUUCUUCUUCCUCUGCUUUCAAAUUGUAUAUUGUAUUCAUACUAUUUUGUAUUUCUUCAACUUCAAGACCAUUGACUUGCCUCUGUUUUCUUUUGUUGUGUCAAACUCUGCUUAUCUUUGUGGCCUGAGCAUGCUCAGUGCCAUUAGCAUUGAAAGGUGCCUAUCUGUCAUGUGGCCUAUCUGGUAUCGCUGCCAUCGCCCAAGGCACACAUCAGCUGUCAUAUGUACCCUGCUUUGGUUUUUGUCCCUGCUGUUAAGCCUCCUGGAAGGGAAAGAAUGUGGCUUGUUAUUUGAUAGUCUUGGCCCUAGUUGGUGUAAGACAUUUGAUUUCAUCACUGCUGCAUGGUUAAUUGUUUUAUUUGUGGUUCUCUUGGGGUCCAGUCUGGCCUUAAUGGUUACUAUAUUCUGUGGCUCACAGAGGAUUCCUGUGACCAGGCUGUAUGUGACCAUUGUGUGCACAGUUCUGGUCUUCCUGCUCUUUGGUUUGCCCUAUGGGAUCUACUGGUUCCUCUUAUCAUGGAUUGACAAUUUUCAAUCUGUAAUGCUUUGUAAUUUUUAUCCAGUGACAAUAUGUCUGUCCUGUUUUAACAGCUGUGCCAAUCCCAUCAUUUACUUCCUUGUUGGCUCUAUCAGGCAUCGUAGGUUCCAGAGAAACACUCUCAAGCUACUUCUGCAGAGAGCCAUGCAGGACACUCCUGUGGAGGAAGAAAGUGGAGAGGGGGAUUCUUCAGGAAGAUCUAGGGAAAUGAAAACAGUCUUGCAGUGA
Molecule: messenger RNA, 894 nt
Organism: Peromyscus eremicus (cactus mouse)
Lineage: Eukaryota; Metazoa; Chordata; Mammalia; Rodentia; Cricetidae
Product: mas-related G-protein coupled receptor member X2-like
Exons: 1
Coding region: 1-894 (297 amino acids)
Biological process (GO): G protein-coupled receptor signaling pathway
Cellular component (GO): membrane
Molecular function (GO): G protein-coupled receptor activity
Source: RefSeq, a predicted model, not a curated record